This is a messenger RNA of Tarenaya hassleriana, 4356 nucleotides long. RefSeq names its product dentin sialophosphoprotein. Bases 187 to 3924 code for a protein of 1245 amino acids. NCBI's taxonomy places the organism in Eukaryota, Viridiplantae, Streptophyta, Magnoliopsida, Brassicales, Cleomaceae. The record is from RefSeq and is a predicted model, not a curated record. The transcript has 12 exons.
AAGGGACGAACCCCUUGGCUCCCUCUCUCUGUCUCUCUCUCUCUCUCUGCAUCUCCAUCAUCACCGUCUCUCUAUAUGUGCCUGUGCAUCAUAAUCUACACUUACAAGUUACAAACACACACAUAUAUAUACGGGCCUACAUAUAUAUGAGGAUAUCACAGUGACGGAGAAAUUGACCGGAGGACGAUGUACGGAGGCUCGUCGAAACUUGGACGCGGAGGCGGUAGGGGCAGCGGCGGCACCGGAGGACCGCCGCGUGGCCGGAGCUCCUACCCUCCUCUAUCGCAUCGGAAUCCCUCCUCUGUCAGUAGGAUUUCGUCGGGAGGCGGCGGCGGCGGCUCCUUCUCUGCCCCGCGCCAACGCAGCACUGCCGGCGGAAAGGCCGCGACGGCAGCGGUUGAGGAAACCUUCAGCCUUGUGCCGAGUAAGAACCCUCCGGCUUUCGCCAUGAUCAUACGGCUCGUGCCUGAUUUCGUGGAGGAGAUCAGGAAGGUUGAAGCGCAGGGUGGGGCCACGAAGAUCAAGUUCGAUGCAUUUUCUAACAAUACAAGUGGGAAUAUUAUUAAUGUAGGUGGAAAGGAGUUCAAGUUUACUUGGUCACGGGAGCUUGGUGAUUUAUGUGAUAUAUAUGAAGAACACCAGAGUGGUGAAGAUGGAGACGGUGUACUGAUUGAGUCUGGGUGUGCUUGGCGGAAAUUGAAUGUUCAACGUACACUAGAUGAGUCAACUACAAACCACAUGAAGAUGCGCUCAGUUGAAGCUGAACAAAGAACCAAAUCACGCAAGGCAAUCGUGUUGGAUCCUGGGAAUCCAUCAUUGACCAAGCAGUUAGCUCUUGCUGAAGCAAAUCCAUGGAGAACGUCGAAUAAACUGAAAAAGGAACCACCACACAAGAAGCGGAAGGUUGAUCCAUCUCCAGUUCCAAUUGGAGGUCCAAAGCCUGCUUUCAAACCAGGGGCUUCCACUGCUGCUGGUAAAGGUAGACCCUCGGCUUCACCAGGACCAUCUCCUAAUCAGACCAAUGAUUCACCUUCUCCAUAUGGAAUUGGGAAUUUAGCUAAAAGUCAUACAGCCACCGAAGAUGUCCCACCAGUCCAGUCAAAGAGCAAAGAAAAUCCAGUUGUUAGCGAAAAAGAUCCUUCAACUAGGGCAACUAAUGCAUUAAGGGACACAUCUGGAAACAAAGCCAAUAAUUCUAACAAACCAAUUGAUUUGCAGACGUUGAUGAUUAAUCUCCUAAAAGAUGCUCCGAUGAGCUUGAAGGCACUGGAGAAGGCUGUUGGAGAUAAAACCCCUAAUGCUGUAAAGAAGAUUGAACCCGUUUUGAAAAAAAUUGCAAAUUUCCAAGCUCCAGGAAAGUAUUUCUUAAAAUCAAGCACAGAGUUGGAAAGCUAUAAGAAGAUUUCACCUGAAAGGGGAAGCUCACCCGAAGACGAGCAACUGCGGUCAAUUGCUGAGUGCAGUCAUGAUCAGUCACCUGUGAGAGGGGCCGACAAUGUGGAGAACGUUUCUGUUAGUGAGUUUACUGGAAAGUGUGAACAAGAUGGCAUGCCUAUACAUCCAGAAGAACUAUCAAGUUCACCAGAAAAUGUUGACAUUGAACGCCUUUCACCUGGUAUUGUCGAUGAGGGAAAAGCAUCUGAAAAUAGAGGAGGCCAGGCUGGUAGUUCUAGUUAUUCUGGAAGCGGCAGUGACAACAGUGACUCUGGGAGCAGUAGUGAUAGCGAGGAUUCUUCCAACAGUAAGGAGGGUUCAGAUGAGGAUGUGGACAUCAUUAGUGAUGAUGAUAGAGAGCCUCGGCAUAUAAUAGUGUCUGCUGAACUGGGGUUGCCUGCUUUGAAUCUCCUAAGUCAGACAGAGGGUUGUGGAAUUGGUCAAAAUGAAUCUGCUAAAAAUCAAGAGGGUGAUCGAUUCGAUGCUGUUGAUUCUGAGAGUCAUAGUUCAGAUGCAGUUGACAUUGAAGUUCAUGAUUCUGAUACUGUUGACAUUGAAAAAAGUGGGUCUGAUGCUGUUGACAUCGAGGGUCACAGCUCUGACAACAGUCAUGGUUCUGAUGGUGUCAAAAAAUUUUACUCUGUUAAUAACGGGAAAGUGGAGGCCACUAUUGAACUCAGUCCUGCUGCAAAUGAGUAUGGUGGGAAUCUGGGGCAGGAACCUUUUUCUUCUGAUCAUGACAAGCCACAAGAGUGCCAAAACUUUAUAGGAAGGUUGUUUGAUGACACAGAUAAUAUGGUGAAGGGUAGCUUCAACAAUGAGCAAUCUGAUAGCCCUGAGAGGCGAGCCAGAGGUAAAACCAAUAGGUGCCCUGAUUUGGAGCACUUUAAUCAGAAAUCAGAAAGGGUGAAGAGGUUGAAAGCAGAGAGCACGAAUCAGUUUCCUACUCUGGGCAAAGAUUCACACCCUUCAGAGAGCAUGUAUGACCUGUCACCUAAUAAAUGUGGCGAAGAACCGAUAAAGGCCUCAACCAUUCAAAUGAUAGAUUCAGCUGACAAGGGAACUGAUGUUAAUUGUGAUACACAUGGGGGACUUAACAAGGCAACUAGUGAAAAAUCGAAUUCAGAUUUCCAGCCAUCAAGUUUAAAAGUACCUAAAAGUACGCAGAUCAAGCAUAUCGAUGGAUCAGGGAGAUCAGACAAACAUACGGGUGCUGCGGACAGUGUCCGUAAAUCUACUGAGGGAGACCAUUAUUCACAUGAAGUUCUUUCUAGCCGAACAGGAAAGGCUUCCAGGGACAACCAAAGGGACAGUAAUCAUCCAAGAGAUAAGUUUCAACGGAAUAAAAUGGAUGGUGAAUCAGACAGCAAACAUGCUGUGCCGUCUGAUGGCCCCAGUAGGAAAUAUGGUGAACUGGAAGGAAAUGACAAAGAUGGUAAGAAUGUUUCAGGAUCGAGCUUAGGAUUGUUUCCCUUAGAUAAUGAGAGGGCAUCUUUGAAUCAGAGAAAAUCUUUGCCAAAUUUUCCUGCCAAGGGAAAUGGAUCUAUGCUCCAAAAGACUGUCUCGGACUUGGAGUUGGGUGAACUUCGGGAACCAUCGGGUAAAGAUACAGAAGCUAAGAAACUUGAAAAGAAAAGCUCUUUUAGGAAGUUAGAUAAUAAACCAAGCAAUUCAGAGAGCUGGGAUAUGGAUUCAGAUAAAAGAAAGCCAUCUAAAAAGUCUAACUUUGACUCAAAAAAGCCCUCACCUCCACAUGCUGGCAAUGGUUUUAAGGGAAUGCCAGAACAAGGCGUUGAAGAUUCAUCAAGAUCUCACAAAUGGGGUUUGCAAUCACAUGUGCAGCAUCAUUCAGGAGAAGAUGAUAAAUUGGAGGAGACAAAUAAUAAAUCAAGGCAUAAUGACAGUGGAGCAAGACCUGGAAGUAGUGGCGAAGGUUGUGGAGAGACCAACAAGAAGGUGUCCGCUGUUGCAUCACAACAACAUGGCUCUAAACGGGGAUCCAUUUCCCGCUCAUCAAGAGAGAGCAAAAGACAUGCAUCUGGUGCAACUGUAAAUUUAGUCAAUGGACAGAAAGGUGCAGGUUUAAUACCAAAUGACAGCGUUGAUCAUAAGAAAAGAGAAACAUCUUUUGAUGACGAAGACUGCGCUUAUUUGAAGUACGAGAAGGCAUCUCCUGAGCUUAAAGGAGCUAUUAGGAAUCAUUCUCAGUAUAAAGCCUACAUACAGGAAUAUCAGGAUAAAUAUGGUAGCUACUGUUCCCUUAACAAGAUAUUAGAAAACUUCAGAAAUGAAUUUCAGAAAAUGGGAGAAGACCUUGAGUUUGCAAAAGGCAGGGAUGUGGAGCGGUAUAACAAAUUGUUUCAGCAGUUGAAGGAAUCUUAUAGCAAAUAUGGGGAGAGGCACAAACGUUUGAAGAAGAUAUUUAUUGUUCUACAUGAAGAACUGAAGCAUCUAAAGCAAAGAAUCAAAGAUUACGCCUCGUCUCAUUGAAAAGAUUGGGCAUAGUGUGAUGAAAUUCCAGAACCAGACUCCAUGGAGAUUUAAGGUACUCUUGAGAUGAUUCAUUCUGGAUACUAAAAUUCGAGCCGGAUUCAAUCUCAUGAACAUGAAGAUGAGAAAAAAAAAGAAAAAGAGAAGGGGAUAGAUGAAUUCGGAGUCGAUAUCUCGUGGUUUUCGGGUGUGUGGAUAGUAGAAGUGUUUGGUCUAAACUUGAUUAUGAUUCAUAGGUUAAGUUUUGUGGUAGUUUUUUUAGGGGAGAAAUUCUGAUUAGAUGAUAUGAUCUUCUGGGUUUUGUGUUUAGCUUUAUAUGUUGUUCUUUGUGUCCCUUAACACUAAGUUUGUACAUGGAAUUGCAAGGCAGAUAAGUACUGUUUGGGUUUUUAUAUAACAGAUUAGAAUGAAAAAAAAUGGGUUCUAAGGUUC